ACUUACAAACGUAUUGCACGAGCAGAAUGCUCGCUGGUUUACUUCUAUAACACUGUCCAUCUUCGGAGUGCAAGAAAAUGCAGUUAAAGUUUAUGAAAACUAUCGUCGAAGCACAGGACCACCUGUACCGUGUGGCUGGUUUGUGCUGGUCAGCAAACAACCAGAAGCUAGCGGUAGCCACAGCCGACCGAGUCAUUCUACUGUUCGACGAAAAUGGCGAACGCCGGGAUAAGUUUUCCACCAAAGCGGCCGAUCCGAAUGCCAUGAAGAAUUCCUACGUAAUUCGUGGCAUCACGUUCAGUCCGGAUUCGAGUCGGCUGGCGGUAGCUCAGAGCGACAGUAUCGUGUACGUGUACAAGCUCGGCGAGCAGUGGAACGAGAAGAAGGUGAUUUGCAACAAAUUCCCGCAAGGUUCGGCCGUCACCUGUAUCUCCUGGCUUGUCGGUGGUUUAAUCGUGGCCGGCCUGGAGGAUGGCAAGGUCCGUUCUCUGUACUGCAAAAACAACAAAUCAAAAACACUGUACGGUACGGACAGUAUGGUGGUAACGCUGGCACAAAACACUAAAGGAACCGGUGUCCUGUCCGGCCACGAAGAUGGCUCAGUUGUGCGCUUUCUGUUGGUGGAAGAACCCGGUGAACCAACGGGACGAUUGUUGCAACAUCCGGUUGCUCCGGUAGCACUAGCCUGGCCGCAGGGCGGAAUCGUUGUGGCUGGAUGUGAUAAGAAGAUCUGCUUCUACGAUCUUCAGGGUCGUGCUAUGCGUACGUUCGAUUAUGGACGGGAUGAAGUGGAGCGGGAGUUUACCGUAGCCGCCGCCAGCCCGAAUGGACAAGCCGUUGCGGUGGGAAGUUUCGAUCGGCUACGCAUCUUCAGCUGGAGCCCACGACAGAAUGCCUGGACGGAGUCCCUGUGCAAGACGAUCCCUAACCUUUACAGCGUAACGGCGAUUUGCUGGCGAAAGGAUGGCUCACGGCUGGCCGUUGGAUCGUUGUGUGGAGCCGUGCUGGCAUACGAAUCGGUGCUGAGACGCACCAUCUGGCAGGACAAGUUUGAGCUAACGUUUGUGGCACCGAGUCAGGUGUUGUUGCGAUCGCUGCACGAACCGAUCACUACGAUGUUGGUUGAAUCGCAGCUGGGGCUCGAAAUCGACGACAUAAGGAUCAUGGGAAAGGAUAGCUAUCUGGUCGGCCGGACCGAGGAUUCACUGAUCUUGUGUGAUCUUACCCGCUCGCUGACGAGUGAAAUUCCUUGGAUAGCUACAGGCCGUCACGAACGGUUUUACUUCGAAAAUCCAACCGUCGCACUGAUCUUCAACGCGGGCGAACUGUCGCUUGUGGAGUACGGCGAGCACUACAUCCUAGGCUCGGUAAGGACGGAAUUCGUAAACCCGCACGUAAUCUCGGUACGGUUGAACGAGCGAGGCAACACGCGGAACAACAAAAAGCUGGCCUAUCUGCUCGACAUGAAGACGGUUUGCGUGGUGGAUCUGAUGCUCCAGUCGACGAUCGCACAGAUUUCCCACGAUUCCAAGAUCGAUUGGUUGGAGCUGAGCGAAACUGGGCACAAGCUGCUGUUUCGCGAUCGCAAGAUGCGUCUCGUGCUGGUUGAUGUGGGUACUGGGCAGAAGCAAACCUUGCUCGCGAAGGUCGCUUUCGUACAGUGGGUCCCUUCGAGUGAUGUGGCCGUUGCCCAGAGCGAUACCAAUCUGGCCGUUUGGUACAACAUUGAUCUGCCGGAACAUGUGACGAUGAUGCCGGUACGGGGCGACGUGGUGGACGUGCUGCGAGAGGACGGUCGAACGGAGAUCAUCACACGUGAGGCCGCAUCGGAGCACGUGUAUCCACUGGACGAAGGUUUGGUAGAGUUCGGCACCGCUGUGAAUGAUAGUGACUUCGGGCGUGCCAUAUUUUAUCUCGAAUCUCUUGGUGAUCGACCGGCGGCUAAAGCUAUGUGGCACAAUCUGGCCAACAUAGCACUGGCGCAGCAAAACUUGCGAGUUGCACAGCGUUGCUUUGCUGCGCUGGGGAAUGCCUCGAAAACGUUCUACAUAGGGGAGAUGAUCAAGAUUGCGGAACGGUACGAGGAAACAACGGGACCCGGCAUGACGUGCCCGGAGGUGCGUGCCAUGAUGGCUCUUCUUGGUGGGGAUUUAAGAACUGCGGAACGUAUCUACAUCGAGCAAGGCGAUAUUGAGGCUGCCCUGGCCAUGUACACCAAGCUGCGUCGCUGGGACGACGCCAUCAAACUGGCAGAACGUCGCGGAUACCAUGGGCUCGUUGAGCUAAAGGAAGCACAGAUGGAGUUUCUGCUGUCCACCAGCCAGGAGGAGAAAGCGGGCGAAGUGCUCGAGGAGCGUGGCGAAAAGGAUAAAGCCAUGACACUGUACAUGAAGGCCAACAAACCGGUCAAAGCGGCAAAGCUGGCACUGAAAACGCCUCAUUUACUUUCGAACGAGAAUCUUGUCACAAGAGUGUCUGCAUCGUUGAUCAAAGCAGAACUUUUUGAGCUCGCGGCAGAACUGGCGAACCGCACCGGACAACAGCAAACCGCCAUUGCCCUGUACCGGAAGGGUGGUGCCUACGCGAGAGCGAUCGAACUUGCCCGGUACGUUACGCCGGAUGAUGUCACCAGCCUGGAGGAAGAAUGGGGUGAUUGGUUGGUGGGUAAACGGCAGCUGGAUGCCUCCAUCAGUCACUACAUCGAGGCUGGCUGCACAGUGAAAGCACUGGAAGCGGCAGUCGGUGCUAAGCAGUGGCGCAAAGCGGUGCAAAUCGCGAAAGUCGUCGAUGAUGCGGAAGAAAUCCAAAAGUACGCGGUCGAGCUAGCUGAACAUCUGUGCCAGAUAGGAGACGUUAAGACGGCCGAAGAGCUGUUGGUGCGUGCCGAACUCUACCGUGAAGCGGUGCAGCUACUGAACAAGCAUGGCCAAUGGGAGAAAGCGUUCGACAUUGCGGACCGAUUCCUGCCCGGUGCGGACGUACGGGAGAUGUUUGUCGAGCUGGCGAAAGGGCUCGAGCAGGAAGGAAAGUAUAGGGAUGCGGAACGGGUCCUGCUUACGGUUAAUGAACCGGACCUAGCCAUCAACAUGUACAAAGAGCUGGAGCUGUACGACUCGAUGAUUCGGCUGGUGGAGCGCUAUCACAAGAGUCUCCUGGAACAGACGCACCUGAACCUGGGCCGUCAGCUAGAAUCGAAAGGACGGUUUAAGAAUGCUGAGGUCCAUUUCCUGGCGGCCGGUGAUUGGAAGGCUGCUGUCCACAUGUACUGUACAGCUAGCAAAUGGGAGGAAGCUCAUCGGGUGGCCAAGCAAAAAGGUGGUCAACCAGCUUCGGAACAGGUGGCGUUUAUGUGGGCCAAAUCACUUCCCAUCGAAGGAGCCGCUCGGUUGCUCACCAAGAUGAAUCUGCUCGAUAGCUGCAUAGCGUACGCCUGCGAGGCGGGCCAGUUUGAUGUUGCACUCGAACUGUGCAAGGUGAGCGGGCGUUCGGCUGAUGAUGUGCACCUUAAAAUUGCGAUGGCCCUGGAGGAUGAUGGCAAAUUUACCGAAGCGGAAGCUGAGUUUCUGCUGGCAAACAAACCUCGGGAAGCGAUCAUGAUGCACACGCACGGUGGUGACUGGAAGUCGGCUCUUCGUGUGGCGGAAAAGUAUCUCCCCGAAGCGGUGCACGAGGUGUUACUGAGUCAGGCAAACAGUGCGCUCGAAAGUCGCAACUAUCCGGAGUACGAAGCACUUAUGAUUCGUGCCGAUCGACCUGAUCUGAUUCUGGAGCACUACAAAGAAUACAACAUGGUGGCGGAUGCGUUGCGUAUCGCUAAGGAAUACGUGCCAGGGGCGGUGGCUGAGUUGCAGAAGCUGUACGCCCGCAUGAAUCGAGGCACUGGGGAAUCGACCGAUUCGCGAUAUCUUUUACAGAAAGCCUCAGAGCACGCCAGGAAUGAAGAGUUCCGUCGAGCGACCGAGUGUCUGCUGCAGAUAAACGAAGGAAAUGCGGAUGAACCGACGGUGGCACGGGCACUGCUACGUGCAGCUGAGAUAUGCAACCAAUUCCUCGAAGGGCCGGAAGCGAUGGAAAUAGCUCGCGAACUGGGACCACGUCUGAUCGACAUCAGUCAGGUAGGGCCGGCGGCUCAACUGUACCUAGCCGCGGAGCUUCCUCAGGAAGCGGUCGAUGUGUUUAUACGUACCGACAACUGGGCCAAGGCACGACGUCUUGCGAAAGAAAUUGAUCCACAGCUGGUGGUGUAUGUGGAGGCCCAACAGAAGGCACGCCUCCGGAAUCAAGGCAACGUGGAGCAGCUGGCCGAUAUCGAUAUGGUAGGUGCGCUUGAUCUACUCGCCGAACAGGGCCAAUGGAUGCGCUGCAUCGAGAAGGCCAAACAGCACAGUGUACCGGUGCUGCAGAAGUACAUGGCACAGUAUGCGGCCCAACUGAUCCGGGAUGGGGAUUGUGUGGCUGCGCUGAACCUUUAUCUCGAGCAUGGUGUUCCUCCGGUUAGCGCCAACUUUAACAUCUACAAUCGUAUCGCGUUAGAGUGUUUCGCGCUGCGCGAACCUGAUGCAGUUGCCGUGUGGAAGAACGUUCGUACCUUUCUGCUCAACCUAGUGCAAGCGUUGCGUGGCUCGGAUCAGGGCGAAGCAGAAGUUAUCGAUCGUUUCGAGCAGCUGCUAGUGAUCGCACACUACUACGCAACAAGGGCCGCUUGCCGUCAGGCUCCCGCUUUACAGUCAAUCGCUGUGAAGAUAUCCGUGGCACUGUUGCGCUACACGGAUUUGAUCCCGUGCGACAAGGGCUACUACGAGGCAGGCAUGGAUCUGCGUGGAUUGAGUCGUGAAUCGGAAGCGUUUGUUAUUCUCAACCACUAUCUGGAUGUAUGCGAGGCGAUUGAGGAAGGUUCGGGCAAUUUGGUUGACCAUUCGGACCUGUCGUCCACUGACUUCCCCAGCUCGGUACCGAUACCUGCCGAACUGCAUCUGAAGAAUGAGCUACAGCUGCACGAGGAGAUCCGUGAGUGGGUGCUCGCAGUCAGUAUGGAUCAGAAGGUUGAUCAAGCGCUGCCGACGGACGAUCGGAACCUGUACGAAGCUAGCCUUGGGUUGUCGGAUCAGCCGUGUCUGGUGAGCGGCUACCCGGUGAUGGGACGUCAGCCAGUUGUCUUUCAGCGUACGCAUCGGUUGGCUAAUCGGGAUGCAUGGAGCAAACUGACGGUUGCGGCGCGGAUGGCUCCCCAGACGGACAUUCCCGGUGUGAUCGAUUUCAUUGAAAAGUGGUGUGGACCGGCCAACUUUUUGUCGGGUUAGAGAGAGAGAGAGAGAGAUUCAUGCAGUUGAAGUCCUUUGUGCAAGGGUAUUGUUUAAGGGCAAUUUGAGUGCGCCUGCUAGUAUGCAAUUAACGUUUAAAGUCACCGAUUUACCCACAAUUAUCUAGCAAUCCUACUUUAGACACAUCAAUAUGUCGUGAAUUAUUAUAAAAUAGUAACAAACGUGCACGAAUAAAAUGUUGGACUAGAUUAAGGCAUUAUUGGUCCUAACUAAGUUUUGGAAGCGCCUAAAAGUAUGCAAUAGAUUUGAUUUUUUUGACAGAAAGGGUUGUUGCAUGUUGGUCUCAAUCACCAGUCUGUAACGGAAAACCAAAUCUUCUUGAGCUUGUUUGCUUAAUAAAUAACUCUUUAAUUAAUCGAAAAAAGAAGCAACU
Messenger RNA from Anopheles stephensi (Asian malaria mosquito), 5694 nucleotides. It is a transcript of the gene Oseg2, whose product is annotated as intraflagellar transport protein 172 homolog. The record is from RefSeq and is a predicted model, not a curated record. The transcript is spliced from 4 exons. The coding region runs from base 78 to 5300 and encodes 1740 amino acids. NCBI's taxonomy places the organism in Eukaryota, Metazoa, Arthropoda, Insecta, Diptera, Culicidae. Gene Ontology annotation, molecular function: protein binding. Gene Ontology annotation, cellular component: axoneme; ciliary basal body; intraciliary transport particle B. Gene Ontology annotation, biological process: intraciliary transport.